AUGAGUCCGAAGAGUUUGGUGAUAUGUUUUAUUUUUAUUUAUUUAACAUCCAUGGCAUCCAGUGAAAAUCCACUUCUAAUUUCGACAGGUGAUUUCGAACAGUUCGAAAAAAUUGCUGAAUGUGUUUUAAAAAUGACAGCAAAAUAUUUUGUCGAUAAAAAAGCACUAAGCGGCAGCAUCAUCGUGGUUGAUUUGCAUUCACACGCUUCUGUUAGGGAAGGUACAAUAUUAAGGGCAAUGCAUGGAGGAAAAAACUUUUCUAUAAUGAUCAAAAAUGGUUUCCGCCCUCACGCUAAUGCCUCGCAUUUUCGUGAAAAAGCCAAAAACUACAUGAUGAUAUUAAAAACCAAAUAUGACCCGGGAAUCCACUUAGGUCUACUCAGUCACUUGCCUACAUGGAAUCCCCUGGCUAAAGUAGUAGCUUUUUAUCAGCUGCGACCAAACGAAGAUGGAGAAAAAGUAGCAAUAAGGUUGACAAACGUAUAUCGAAGUUUUAAAAUCCUAAGAUGCAUUAUUUUAAUCCAUUCCCCAUUAAGUGGUGAAGUUACUGCUUAUUCUUGGACACCUUACAGUGAUGAUAAUUGUGCUGGAAAAUGUAGAUCAGUAUACAUUUUGGACAAAUGUAAAAAUGAUGAAAUAAUUGAGUUUGAAACUGAGAGAGAAAAGUUUCCGCUGGACUUAAAGGGAUGCCCUUUAACCACAUAUGCAGUUAUAUCUGAACCAUACGUGUUGCAUCCUGAGAAGAUGAUCAAUAAUAUAGAAUGGAAUGAUGUUUAUGAUUUUCAAAAGGGCGGAGAAAUAAAUCUAGUGAAAACUAUAAGCAAAUUUACCAAUAUGACUCUGAUUAUUCGAAUGUCAGAGAAGAAAGAAAAUUGGGGAAUCAUCGAUCCAGAUGGUAAAGCAACUGGAGCAUAUGAGAUACUAAGAAACGAUUCUGUCGAUUUAGUUAUUGGAAAUGUAGAAGUCACAAGAACUCUUCGUAAAUGGUUUGAUCCUACAGUAAGUUAUACCCAAGAUGAGAUGACUUGGUGCGUACCGAAAGCCAGAAAAGCUGCAGCGUGGGACAAUCUUAUAAAAAUAUUUCACUGGUCUACUUGGGUUUCAAUUUUGGCAAGCGUUAUAAUAAUGGGCUCCAUUUUCCACUUUAUGUAUAGCAAAGAGCACCGAAAUGCACCAAAAUGGCCGACAAAUUCAAUUUUAAUGACAUUGAAUAUGCUUCUAGGAUCAUCUUCAAAGUUUGAUCCAAAAUCUUCUAAAUUCCGUAUUCUUGUUUUUGGCUGGCUCUGUUUUAGUUUAAACAUGAUAAUAACAUACGAAUCAUUUCUGAGAAGCUCUUUAAUGCACCCGCGAUUCGAAAAGCAGAUAAGUAGCGAAUCGGAUCUUAUACACUCCGGAAUUCCUUUGGGAGGUAGAGAGAUUUACCGAUCCUAUUUCGAGACUAAUAAUGCCAGCGGAUUUUAUUUGUAUCGCAAAUAUAUCUCCACAACGUUCUCUGAAGGGAUAAAACGAGCGGCUAUCGGCAGAAACUUCGCUGUUGUUUCAUCGAGAAGGCAGGCUGAAUAUAUGGAUCAGAUAUUAGGUAAAGGUGAGGCUUUAAUUUAUUGUUUUCCAGAAAGGAAUAAUCUUUACAAGUACGGUGUUGUUUUGUUAACUAGGCAAUGGUUUCCUAUGUUGGAGAGGUUCAAUAACAUUAUACGGAGCGUUUCGGAAAAUGGCCUGAUUGAUAAGUGGAACGUGGAGUUGUUUAUUCAUAGGAUCAGCUCUGAAAGCACUACUGUGGUAUCAUUGGGUAUCCAACAUUUAUUGGGAGCUUUUGUGUUAACCGGUAUCUUGUAUGCUGUAACUAUAGUAGUUUUUAUUGGAGAAUUAGUUGUAGGUUAUAUAAGCAAAUAG
Pararge aegeria (speckled wood butterfly) is the source of this 1893-nucleotide messenger RNA. RefSeq lists its product as uncharacterized. Bases 1 to 1893 code for a protein of 630 amino acids. NCBI's taxonomy places the organism in Eukaryota, Metazoa, Arthropoda, Insecta, Lepidoptera, Nymphalidae. The transcript has a single exon. Gene Ontology annotation, molecular function: ligand-gated monoatomic ion channel activity. The record is from RefSeq and is a predicted model, not a curated record. Gene Ontology annotation, cellular component: membrane.